UCGUUUCAUUCGUACGCUGACUUAGAAAAACUUGAGAUCUCAUGGACUCGUGAUGUGUUCAUAGAUUGCUUUAUGCUGCAGGGCCAUCACUGGUUUCUACAGACCAAUAGCAGGACUCGGCGUGGGAUGUAUGGGAAAACCUGGUUUUGUGUUGGCUUCGAGGAUUGCCCCCUGUUCAAAGUUGUUGUCCCCUGCUGGCAGCCAUGGGAAUCGGCCGCGAUUCUCGACACAAGCACUACAAGACCGGCGGAAGGAGUAAGACCUCCAUCAAGAAGCGAAAGUAUGAAAUGGGUCGCCCCGCCACUCCCUGCAAGUUGGGUGCCAAGCGCGUCCGCAGCGUGCGCUGCCGCGGUGGCAACAUGAAGUACCGGGCCCUCCGACUGGACGCCGGCAACUACGCCUGGGGCUCGGAGAAUGUCACCAAGAAGGUUAGGAUCUUGGAUGUUGUGUACAACGCCACCAGCAACGAGUUGGUGCGAACCAAGACUUUGCUGAAGAACACCGUGGUGCAGAUUGAUGCCCAUCCGUUCAUGCAGUGGUACCUGAAGAAAUACGGCGUGGAUGUGGGCAAAAAGAAGAAGGCGGCCGCGAAGGAGGAAAAGCAGGAGGAGGAGCAAAAGCGUAGCAAACAUGUGAUCGCCAAGCAGAAAGCACGUGCCGCCAAGACCAAAUUGGACAAUACCUUGGAAGAGCAGUUCCAAAGUGGUCGUCUGUUGGCCUGCAUCGCCUCCCGCCCUGGACAAUGCGGUCGUGCGGAUGGCUAUGUCUUGGAGGGUGAGGAGUUGGUCUUUUACAAGAAGAAAUUGGAGAAGAAGAAGAAGAAUUGAUCAACUGGACGACCUGGGCUACUUCGAACCGAGGGCAAAAAA
Molecule: messenger RNA, 869 nt
Organism: Cladocopium goreaui
Lineage: Eukaryota; Dinophyceae; Suessiales; Symbiodiniaceae
Source: the annotation of a GenBank genome assembly